Messenger RNA from Lates calcarifer (barramundi perch), 2112 nucleotides. Its product is annotated as dual specificity calcium/calmodulin-dependent 3',5'-cyclic nucleotide phosphodiesterase 1B. Bases 178 to 1722 code for a protein of 514 amino acids. Gene Ontology annotation, molecular function: 3',5'-cyclic-nucleotide phosphodiesterase activity. Lineage: Eukaryota; Metazoa; Chordata; Actinopteri; Centropomidae. The record is from RefSeq and is a predicted model, not a curated record. The transcript is spliced from 14 exons. Gene Ontology annotation, biological process: signal transduction.
CAGAAGUGGGUGGGAGAGCUGAUGAAACAGAAGUCUGUCUCAGGACACACAAAGUUUGCGUUGGUGGUUUGGAGAACUUUUCUGCUCACUACUACUCUGCAAUAAUUUUCCUUUUUUUCAACCUCUCUUUUUUUUUAUUGAACUCUGGGGUCCAUUAGGGCACAGCUUGAGUGUGGAAUGGCUGAACUGGUGCGAAUUCGUAAGAAACGGCUGCAGAUUCCCAUCUCUAGGCUGAGGAGCAUGCUGAAGCAGCUGGAGGAGAAAGAUGUCGACUUUGAAGAAAUCAAAAAGAACCUGGAUUUCACAGCAUCCUUACUGGAGGCAGUUUACCUCGAUGGAACAAGGCAGUGUCUGGAAUCUGAGGACGAUCUUCAGCAGCUGCAGUCGGACGGGGUGCCUUCAGAGGUCACCGACUGGCUGGCGUCCACCUUCACCCAGAGGGUUCGGCGGCCUGUGCGACGCUCGGACGAGAAACCCAAGUUCCGCAGCAUCGUCCACGCCGUGCAGGCGGGGAUAUUUGUGGAGAGGAUGUUCAAGAGGGCCUACACGGCAGCGAUGCCAGACCAACCUGCCGCGGUCGUAAACUGCCUCAGGGAUGUUGACCGCUGGAGCUUCGACGUGUUUGCUCUGAAUUCAGCCAGCUCCGACCACGCACUACAAACUCUUUUCUUUGAGCUGAUCACCAGAUAUGAGCUCAACAGCCGUUUUAAGAUCCCCAUCUCAUGCCUGACAGAGUUCCUGUCUGCACUGGAGAGAGGAUACUGCAAACACAACAACCCGUACCACAGCCACGUUCACGCUGCUGAUGUGACUCAGACGCUGCACUGCCUGCUGCUGCGCUCUGGACUCGUGCACUGGCUGACAGAGCUCGAGGUGAUGGCGUCACUAUUCGCUGCAGCCAUCCACGACUACGAACACACAGGAACCACAAACAACUUUCACAUCCACACAAAGUCAGAGUUUGCUCUGAUCUACAACGACCGGUCGGUGCAGGAGAGCCACCACCUGAGCGCGGCGUUUCGGCUGCUGCAGGACGACCAGAUGAACAUCUUCAUUAAUCUGUCACGAGAGGAAUGGAUGGAGCUGCGGUCACUGGUUAUAGAGAUGGUGCUGUCCACAGACAUGUCCUCCCACCUCCUCCAAGUCAAAGCGAUGAAAUCCUGCCUACAACAACAGGAGCGGAUUGACAAGCCCAAAGCCCUGUCUCUGUUACUGCACACGGCUGAUAUCAGCCAUCCAUCCAAGCCCUGGGCGCUGCACUCCCGCUGGACCAAAGCUCUGAUGGAGGAGUUUUUCAGGCAGGGUGAUAGAGAGGCGGAGCUCGGCCUGCCCUUCUCUCCUCUGUGUGAUCGAAAAAGCACCCUGGUCGCUGAGUCCCAGAUUGGUUUCAUAGACUUCAUUGUGUAUCCGACGUUCUCUCUGCUGACGGACAUGGCUGAGAAGAUUGUUAUUCCUUUGGUGGAGGAGAAUCCGGGUCCACCAGACCCCUGCAACAGACACAGUAAUCUGUGGAAGGAGAGCUCCAGAGGUUUGCAGUGGAGUCUCGCUCACAUCACAGCUGAGCUGGUGAGUUUCCGCUCCACGUGGACACGACACACCGAAGACAACAAGCUCAAAUGGAAGGAAAGUGGCUCCAACGGAUUUUCAGACCCCAGACUGACAACAGAACAGAGGUCCAGACAAGAGGAGCUGCAAAAGCCCACGACAGACACGAACCAAUAGACAGGACUUCAUUUGUGAUAUGUGCUUUUUUUUCAUAGAAUAUUUACAAAAGGUUAACUAAGGUUAAUGUCACUGUUUGUAACAAAACCACAACGCCUUCUUCUUAUACUAUGAUUGAGAGACGGAGGGGUGGGAGCGAGGGGUGGAGGAAGGUUAAGAUCAUCUUCCUAAGGUAAGAUGCAGCGUAAUCACAGAGAUGUCCUCAUGUGUUACUUCAGGUGUAGUAUACGAUGCUAAUUUAAAUGCAAAGUGUACAUGCUGGCCAUGUCAUGCAGCGUAGUCCAUGUCAUUAAUUUAAUUUGCCCCCUGAACACUUGUAAGGAACAUUUUACCUUUUAUAGUUUGAACUGUACACAAAUCAUUUAACCAUGAAAUAAACCUUGAAAAUAC